This is a messenger RNA of Cuscuta campestris, 1426 nucleotides long. NCBI's taxonomy places the organism in Eukaryota, Viridiplantae, Streptophyta, Magnoliopsida, Solanales, Convolvulaceae. The record is from the annotation of a GenBank genome assembly.
CCAGCGCAGGGUUCUUCAUCUUCUCCGCCAUUAGAUUCCCAGAUCUUCUCCUCCUGCGCGCGGCUCUUCAUCAUCUCCGUCCUUGUUCUUCAUUUCUCCAAUCGAUCUAAGUGCUUGACUCCGUCACUACUCCUCGUUUUUCCAAUCCAUUCACUUUGUCACUCCGAUAAUGAGGCCCCAAAGAUAUAAAAGACAUUUUCUCUUCUUUAAAAGACAAUGGAGUGGAACUUAAUUGCAACACUGAUACCAUAAAACCUCAGUAGUUGCAAGGAGCAGUGAAAGCUUCAGUAAUUUUUUGUUGGCUUUGCAAUUAACACUUGAGCAUGGACUUGUUUGAUGGAAUGGAACAUGGAGCUAUUUUAUAAAAUGGAGCAAGGAGUUGUUAGAUGGAAUGGAAUAGGGAAUUGAUAGCCUGAAUAUACCAUUUUUCAUUUUUGAGUGCUCUAGGUAGUUUUCCUCUUUUAGGGUCAUCUUCUUCCGUUCACUAUAUUUCACUCUUUUUAUAUGUAUUUUACGGAGUAUUAAAUAAAGCUAAUAAUGUGCCAAAGGUGUUGUGACGGUUUCAACCGCAUUUCAUGUUACGAAGAUGAUUUUUGAUGGCAACUCCGAUGAAGUUAAUCAUUUCCGUGCAAGUUUGCCGAUGCAAGUUGAUGAAGUUAGUGCUUCCACCACUUUGAUGUUACUUGGGGGAAAUGAAGAUGAUGUUGGUGUUGUGAAGAUAACUGCCCUAAAGACUCUACUUGACACAACAAAGGUUUAAGGUGAAUGUGCAUGUGUUUGAUGCCAAUGGCCACGCCUCUUUUGUUCUUUGGGAUAGGGAGUGAAAGGAGAUUUUAGGUGCAAGUGCGUACCUGCUUAGAGAGCUUAUGGUUGAGAGAAAGAUGGACCCAAAUUUAUUUCGUGCGGAGUUGAAUCAUUUAAUUGGUCGGAAGGGUUUGUUCAAUGUGGUGGUGAAGUCUGAAGGUGGGAGUCCACACUGGACGGGCCCUAGGAGUUUUGGUGUUCGAUCUUUCAUUGCCGAUCCUAGAAUUCUCAAGAAGUAUGAACAUUUGGUUGAAGAAGUGGUUGAAGAACCUGUCGAAGAUGAGACUGAAGAUUUGUGGAACUCCCUAGAGGACCUAAGCCAGAAAGUUGGAGAAGUGGUCUCCAAUUCCCUAUUCAAUUUGUUAUACGUGAUAAUGAAGGCAAAUCAAUUUCUUUACUUAAUAUUAACUUUUUUUCCUAGAUUGGUUCAAAUAACCCAAGUUCAAGCCAGGCUGAGGCCACUUCCCGGCGGAAGAUUGAUGCGAUUGAGAGCGGGGAUCCCAUCAAGCGGCAGCUCCUAGAUGAGUUAUCCACCACAACCCAGACUAAGAAGGUCAAGAGAGGGGGUUCGAAAAUGUGAGGAGAAUCAUGGAAUGGAAACAAAUGAAGCAACUUCAUGGAU